This is a messenger RNA of Acaulospora morrowiae, 1404 nucleotides long. NCBI's taxonomy places the organism in Eukaryota, Fungi, Glomeromycota, Glomeromycetes, Diversisporales, Acaulosporaceae. The record is from the annotation of a GenBank genome assembly.
AUGCUUCGUAAUAUUGCUAUCUGGCCUUCCGAGUUACAAUCUAAAUACGGUGAUAUUUUCGAGGUUUAUGUAGGCUCCUCGCGUAAAGUCUGGUUAUGUAAUGAAGAAUUAGCAGAAAAAAUUCUUAGUCCCGUUAUUCGUAAUAACUUUCAUAAUCGAGUUAAUCAAAACUCCGACCUUCGAGAAAUCGGAUUAGUUAAUACGGGAUUAUCAUUUAAUAUAGAUUAUGAAAGUUGGUCAUACAUUCGAAAAUUUUAUUCGAAAGCCAUUUUUUCACCGCCUUUCUUAAAACAAGCAUUAAUUAAUACACAAAAUUCAUUCCAAAAGAUGGAAAACUAUUGGAAAACGCUUGGUGAAGAUGAUGUACAUGAUUUUGCUGAGUGGGUGCAAAGUUAUGUUAGAGAUACGGUCGGUCUUAUUACCACAAGUAAAUCUCCUAAUGCAUUGGCUUGUUAUCAUAAAAAAAUAUCACCAGAUAGCAUAGAAGUUUCUGAUAGCAUAUUGGAAGAAAGUGAACGCCUUUCGAAAUCUACUCUUAGAUUUAUGACCGCAAUACUAUGGUUUCGUAGUAUCCCAAAAUUUCUUAGAGAUUUACCCGGAAUUAACUUGUUUACAAAAAAAUUAAAGGAGCAAGUUAACUUGCUAAGGACUAACACUAUUAAUAUUGUUAAAACUCGAAGAGAGGAGAUUGAAGGAACACCUGAAGACGCACCAUUGACCCGAGAUCUUUUGACUAUGUUUUUAACUGUCAAUACAACUCGAGAUAUCACAAAGGGCAUUGCGGAUGAUAUAAACGACCGGCCAAUGUCUGACGAAGAGAUUGCUCCAGUUUUUAUGGAAAUUUUUGUGGCUGCACUUAUUUCGACUUCGGAUGCAAUGUGUCAUAUAUUUCAUAUGAUAUCCAAACAUCCUAAAGUAAAGCAACGAUUGGUAAAAGAAUUUAACGACGUCUUUGGUGAAGAUCCAGAUUCGCAAAUAACUUACGAAGGCAUAAAUAAACUAUCUUACUGCGAUGCCGUUCUAAAAGAAGCUUUUAGAACAUCGCCUUUUUCUCAAUAUUUUGCUAAGAGAAAUGAAAAACCUGAUCAGAUUGGUGGAUAUAUGUUUCCGGAAAACACGGACUUUUAUUUAAAUCUCCAAGCAUUUCAUAAAAGCAAAUCUAAAUGGAACGAUCCGGGUUUAUUCAACCCCGAUAGAUUCAUGGACGAAACUCACCCAGACUAUAAAAAUCAAAUUUAUGUAUUUGGAGCUGGAGUGAGAAAAUGUCCAGGAAGAAUUUUAGCUAGCCUCAUAUUAAAAGCUACAAUAGUCAUGUUUUACAGAAAAUAUGAUCUUGAGUUUGUCAAUAAGGAAGAUCCCUUAAACACCACCAAAAUAUUAUUUAGCAGAUGUAUUGGAUUUAAA